This is a messenger RNA of Porites lobata, 4847 nucleotides long. The record is from the annotation of a GenBank genome assembly. NCBI's taxonomy places the organism in Eukaryota, Metazoa, Cnidaria, Anthozoa, Scleractinia, Poritidae.
AUGAGAGAGAAUCUUCCAUGUAUCUUGACUCGUACCUUGGUACGAGAAGACGGUUCUGCUCUCGAACGAAGUAAGUGCUAUCUCGAUUUUGGCCAAUAUUCUCAUACAUUAUAUCAGGUAAGGAUUCGCUAUGCGCCCUAUAAAAAAGUCUAAGAACAUCUAACUUAUAAUAAAAAGAAAAGGUGGGCCCCUGAACUGAGCACGUCCUCCGAAUCCAUAUCCCUUAGGUAAAUUGUAAAUUAAACGUGCCGCUCUACAGUGAAGCCUGUUCACACUGGGACGAAGACUGGCAAUAAUUCAUCCAAAAUGUGACAAUCCACUUUCAAUAUCGGCGCCGAGCAGCUUCACUCCGACACAGAAAUCGCUACCGCACUCACUUUGCAUCACACGCUCCACCUAAGAAUAGACAUGGAGGCCUGUUCACACCCCAUAGGAAGUUAGUUCAGGGUCUGACGGCAAGUCUCCUAUGAAAAUUCUCACCGCUGGGAAUAUUCUGGGCCUUUUUGAGGAAAGUUUUGAAAAAUUCGGCUACAUGUACAUUAUAGGCGAUCAAAGGACUGCGAUGGUUCACGAUUAUUCCGUGGGGCGUUCAUACGCGGAAAUAAUUUUGUUUUCAACCCAGAAGCUAAUUCCUUGUUGUUUCGUGAAUUCUUGCCUUGACUAAAACAACAUCAGUGUAUGAUGCCUCGGAAAUUAAGGAAAUCAUGACGAAAAUAGUUUCGAUCAAUAAAGACAAUAACCUUUAUUUUCAUUACUAUAUAACAAAGUAUUACAGUAUUGCAAAAGCUACUUGAAUUUAAUUAUUGAUAUUUCCUUUUUAAAAUAAAUAUUUAAAAUAUUAACUUUAAAUAUAAUAAUUAUUGUUAUUUUCAAGCAUCAGUAGGAUUAAUUAUUCCGAUCAUUUGCUGAUAAGACUUAGUGUCAAAUCAGCCAUUGCAAAGCUAUCUUUUGAGAAGCCCAUUACUUUACCAAAGAACAAUAACCAGCCAAAAAAACAUACAUGGGCUGGGAUAGUGACUUCCACUCGGAUAUUAGGUUUGUUAAGAGUUCUGGUGGACGUUUGUGUUAGUUAAUGAAUGUUUGGAUCAGUUAAGGUUUCUGGGAAACUGCCCACCUACCCCUCCCCUAAGCUAACAUUAACACUUAAUUCUCGCUUAGGGAAAAAUGAUGGCUUAGGGGAGGGGUAGGUGGGCAGUUUCCCAGAAACCGAAAUUGCGAAUGUUUGAUGAAAUAAAGAAUUUCCCUUUUUAUUCUUUCCUUUUUUAUGCGAUAGAUGUGUCACCCACAGGGACCCUAGACUGUGAAAUAAGUGCACAGAAAUGUCAACCUCCUUUGGAGACAAAAACCCGUACAGUAGCGCCGAAAGACUCUAAAGUGACUUUGAACUGCUCGAUUAAGAAUGGGGGAAAAGUACAAGACAUGACCUGGCAGGACCUUUUAAGAAACCUCAGUGCCAAUAACGGUCUAUUCUUACAUCAAAAGAAUUCAAAGGAUAAAAAUCUGUCACGUGAAUGUUUUUCAAUAAAAUAUGCCAGUAAGUAUGUUCUUUUGUAUUAUAGUGAAUUAGUUUUAUUGUCUUAUUUUUAAAUGAAUUUAAUCCGUUACAAAUGCCAUGAGGGCCUCGUAACAGGUUUAGGCAGAUUCAAGCUCAGCUGAGGCAAUUUUUACGGUUGGAUUGACCGUAAAAACGGUUUAAGUUAUAGCCAGCUAAAUCACCUCACUUGAAUAUGGUUCAGCGCUGAACUCUAGUUGCUCAUGCCAUGCUGAAGAGCAAGCAAAGCAAAGGGACAUGACAAACAACAAACAAAACAAUCAUUUUGAAAGAUGUUAGCUUUUUGUUUGGCUUGACUCAGUGCGUAGGGCCGCGCUCUCCAGCAUGGCAGGUUUGUGCCACAAAAGUGACUUACUGCAAAGGGCUUAUUCAACAUCAACAAGGCAUGGAGUAAAACAUGGUUGGUCCGUUUGACUGUAGGUAUCUCAAAAAUCGUGAGCUAAGCAACGACGACGACGACGACGGCAGUGAAAAUGUCGCUAAAAAAUUAACUUUGCCUCGUUUCAAAUGUUAUCGCGUCUAUUUGGAGCUGCUUAAUUUGUCAAAUGUAGGCGAUUUCUCUUGGAGUUGAAUUCUUAAGGACUUUAUUCAGUAUCAGAAAGAAAAAGGAGAAUUCGUCGUCGUAUGUUUACUUUCUCUAUAAAACGUCGUAUUAGGAGGUUUCACUUCAUAGUCGUGCAGUCAACGUCAAAGUAAUGUACUAAGAAGCUUGACGCACGUGCAGCAACUGUUGUUUUCAUGGUUCAGAUUUUCACUUUUCAGAUUUUGAUUUUUUUUGCACUAAUUCAAGAGGUUGCUAUAAAAAUUACAAAUAUAUUACAAAAACAAGAAUCGAAGAAGAAAACCAGCAAAUUACAUAAAUCCUGAUCAAAGGUGAAAUGUGCGCAGUGGCUAAAGGAGCUUAGGCUUUCGAGUUGGUCACUUGAGCUCCCUAGUUUAAAUGACUGGGUGCAUUACUUACGAGCUUUGAAAUUAAGACGACGAAUUCCUUCUCAGUUCCAGUUCAGAGAGUAUUCAAGACAAGUUCUCCCGUUGACUACUAUCCUGACACGAGAGAAAUGGAACUGAAUUGUACCUUCAAGGGAUGGCCUCGUCCUCGUGUAGUUUGGUAUAAUCCAGAUAACAAACAAAUCAUCAACGGAUCUGAAGGUUUUUACAUCUCAGAGCAGCUGGAUCGAGAGAAUACCUUAACUUCCCUUCUCCGUAAUGCUAAUAUCCAAGAAAAACAAGCAGGGGCUUACAAAUGCACUGGAAUGAACAACAUUACCGGCUGGUCGACUAAAAAGUCAGGGUAUAUUGACCUGGAUUAUCGCUGUGAGUCAUUUAAUUUCUUAUUUCUAAUACUACACACGGAUGCGCAAAACUACCUCCUUUGAAGCAGGUUCAUAAAAACAUAAUACCAUGUUUCUCCUGUAAGCAAUGGAAAGUAUCCCAUUUAGACUAAGAGGGACAGCUCAUUCUCUCUUGAUUUAGACGGAAGUAAAUAUUGGGUGUUUCAUAUUUCAAAUAACAUAUUAACUUAUUCCUAACUGAAUUUAAAAAAAUGUAACUGACAAUUUCGUGCCACCUUCCUCUUCUAUUCAGACUAAAUGGACGCUGGAAUUUUUAUUUGUUUACCCCCCGGGUCACAAGGGAUAAGUAAAUAGUGGCGCUAGCUCAUCCACAAAGCGGUUCUUUGUCUACCAUUCUGGCUCAAAUUUACUCCGCGCAGCUGGCGGGAUUAACGUGGGAGUGAUGUGUUGUUUUGAUGGCAAUGGCGGAAUAAGGGUGAGAAGCAACAAAACUCCCAACCCGGCCGGCCACAUAUGAUGUUGCCUGAGGAAUCAAGCACAGGACAGUCAUUAAUGAGAGGUGUUCUCACCUGAAAUUCAGUAGAACCUCUAUGUAACGAAGUCUUCGGUAUAAUUAACAAUUAUUCCACUUAUUCCGCGAGUGUGCGUUACAUAUGAGAUGGUAGGUAACCAACGAGGCGCGUAGCGCCGAGUUGGCGAUAAUCAUCUCAUAUCCAACAAGGGCGAGUGGAAUAAUUAUUCUAUUAAAAACGCCCACAAAAUGGCGAGAAUUCUUCCCGACUUUAUUUGUAAACCAACCGAUUUUCAUCUUGUUUUUAAUUUUGAGCAGACGCGUACAGUUACCAUGUUUGAAGAGCAUGGUAUAACGGCCCAUAUACCGUGAUGGAAAAGCCAAUCAGAGCACUAGAAUUGCAUUCUCUAAUAAUUCAAUUUUUAAUAAUAAGCGAUACUCUCCGCCCCAGAAAGAAUACAGCCAAACCCCGUAAGUCCCAACACUGAAGGGGCCGUACUAAGAAAGUGCCUGUAUUAACGGGGUGACCUUAUUAAGCGGAUAGAAAAUGUAAGGGCGCUCUGUCCCCAGGGACAAAGCAAACUGUCCGUAACAAUGAGAUGUCCGUAUUGAGCGGGUUUCCAGACUUAAGCGGGGUUUGACUGUACAAUAAAUGAAAGGAACCUUAAUGUAACGAAACUUCUUUAUAGUGAGCGUAUUUUGCCAGUCCUUUGGGUCUUCGUUCAGCUGUUCGUUAUAUCAAGAUUCCAAUGUGAAGUGUUAUGUGAUUGUUCAAGAGAAAACGAGCCGCCGAAUAGCUAUUGAAAACAACCCUUAGUAGCACAGGUCAUAUUGGUGGGAGGUAGGAGAAGAUCAACCGUUCGUUGGAGCGUCUGUAAAGACGGCGUGACGUGAGACAACUUGCAAAAGAGGGAACCAGUGGGAUAAACGAAAUCAACACGUAAAAACUGCAAAGCGUUGUGAUGCCCCAUAGAUUGUCACAAAUACUCAGGAGGGGAGGGUAAGAGUAAGAAUGUUACCCCCUACGGUUGCAAAAAAAAAUGGUAACGAUUUUCAAAUAAUAGUUGCUCAUCAUAUCUUCUUAUCAUCUAAUACAGGUUUCUUGCCUAAAGCUCCGCAGAUUACUUCUCCCACGGUUUCGGUGACAGCCUACUCCAAUGUCAGUUUAAAGUGCGAAGUAGGUGUUAGGCCAAGCGACUGUUGGGACAAUUCUUUAGGGUGGUAUUUUAACAACAACUCAGGGGAAUUAGAAUCUGAUGAAAAGUAUGGUAUACAAAAAAGGACAACGAACACCAGAUGCAAAAUAGAUUUCAUUCUCACCAUUGUUAACGUUACUGAAGCAGACGAAGGAAACUAUAAAUGUCAGUGGCUCUGCGACAAGGACUACCCCAGCCUAUUCAAGUUUUCAAUUAUCCAGUUGAAAGUAUUUCCUCCUUCAGUAGCAGGUACUGAUACUCCUAUGAUAUCUAAAGGUCUUGUGUCACGACAUUUA